Molecule: messenger RNA, 957 nt
Organism: Dermatophagoides farinae (American house dust mite)
Lineage: Eukaryota; Metazoa; Arthropoda; Arachnida; Sarcoptiformes; Pyroglyphidae
Gene: l(1)10Bb
Product: BUD31-like protein
Biological process (GO): mRNA splicing, via spliceosome
Cellular component (GO): nucleus; spliceosomal complex
Source: RefSeq, a predicted model, not a curated record
AAAUAAACAUCUGUUAUUAUCAUUCACGCUGGUAAAUUGAAUAUUAUGUCAAAUGAUUAUUGAUAGUGGAGACAUUUUUACGAUUUUCAAUGUUUUUUUUUCAUUCGAAACAAAUAUUUAUCUCUCUGGCUCAAUUGACUCAACAAGACUCACCCAGUUACCACAGUCGGUUAAUGUUCACGGCAAACACUGUCGCUCAUUCAAUUUUUGUCGAUUUUCAAGUUUUGAUUAAUGCUUUGUGGAUCAAUUUUUUCUAUUUGCUAAACAUUUGAUCGAAGAUUUUUCAUAAAAUAAACGAAAUUGUUUCAUCAUUACGUCGUUUGGAUUUGUUGUGAUUGAAUUUUUUUUUUGUCUUAUUUACUUUUUGAUAUAUUUUCAAUCAAUCAAUCAUUUGGAUAAUAAUGCCAAAAAUUCGUACUGUACGAAAUCGUAAUCGUCAACCACCAGAAGGAUGGGAUCUAAUUGAACCGACUAUUGAAGAAUUGGAAGCAAAAAUGCGUGAAGCUGAAUCCGAAUCACAUGAAGGUAAACGACGUACGGAAUCAUUAUGGCCAAUAUUCAAGAUACAUCAUCAAAAAUCUCGUUAUAUUUAUGAACUUUAUUAUAAACGUCAAUCAAUAUCAAAAGAGCUAUAUGAAUAUUGCAUAAAGAAUCGUAUUGCCGAUGCAGCAUUGAUAGCUAAAUGGAAAAAACAAGGCUAUGAAAAUUUAUGCUGUCUUCGUUGUAUUCAAGUUCGUGAUACGAAUUUCGGCACCAAUUGUAUUUGUCGUGUACCACGAGAUAAAUUGGAAGAAGGUCGUAAAAUUGUCGAAUGUAUUCAUUGUGGUUGUCGUGGUUGUUCUGGUUGAUUGGAUGAUGAUAAUAUUCAACUCAAAAUGAUACAUAAAACUCCAUUAUAUUUGUAUUUUUUGUAAAUUAAAUUCCUAAAAUCAUAAUAAAUUACAUCUAAAUUUCUUA